Sporothrix brasiliensis 5110 is the source of this 792-nucleotide messenger RNA. RefSeq names its product import inner membrane translocase subunit tim-21, mitochondrial. The record is from RefSeq and is a predicted model, not a curated record. Gene Ontology annotation, cellular component: TIM23 mitochondrial import inner membrane translocase complex. NCBI's taxonomy places the organism in Eukaryota, Fungi, Ascomycota, Sordariomycetes, Ophiostomatales, Ophiostomataceae. The coding region runs from base 1 to 792 and encodes 263 amino acids. Gene Ontology annotation, biological process: protein import into mitochondrial matrix. The transcript is spliced from 2 exons.
AUGAGAAUAACACACGUCCGCUCACUUGCCAGCCAGUCAUCAACAGCGGCCAUUUGGCCGUCGUCGGCUGCACCCGGCGCAUCACGGAGCUGCUGUCGUAUGGCAGCCUCGUUCCCUCCGCGCACCACUUCGACAGCACUCACGAAGCGGCGCAUACUCGCCCACAACUACGCCACACAACACCAGAGCACCUCCUCAUCCUCUUCGUCGUCUUCAUCCUCGGCUUCGGCCCGCCGCCGCUCUGUCACGCCCUUCAACGAUGACGGCGGUGUUCCUUGGACGGAGCUUUCUGGCCGCGAGAAAACGGCCCGUGCCGCUCAGCAGACCUUUAACCUUGGCAUGGUGAUUGUGGGCGUUGUGUUAACAGGCGGCGUUUGCUACUUCUUGUACACCGAAGUGUUCUCACCGAGCAGCAAGGUGUCAAACUUCAACCGGGCGGUCGACCGGAUCCGAUCCGACCACCGGGUUACGGACCUGCUGGGCGACGGUCGCAAGAUUACAGCCCACGGCGAGGAGACGUCGAACAAAUGGCGGAGAGCACGGCCAAUUGCCUCCACUGAACGGACUGAUGCACAGGGCACUGAGCACUUUGUGAUGAACUUCCACCUCGACGGCCCUCGCGCAAACGGCCAAGCAUACCUGCACCUGACACGACGGCGUGGUCAGAGUGAUUUCUCGUAUAAGUACUUCUAUGUGGACGUGCCAGGGCAUGACCGGAUCUACCUGGAGAAGUCGGGCGGCGACGCUCCUGGAGACAAGAGAGGAACGCUCUUUGGUAUAAAAUGGUCAUGA